AUCAGUGUUGUGGAUAAGUGUAUUCCUGGGUUUGCACAAGCUUUAAUGAUUGCCUUUUGUAAAACAUAUAUUUAGUUAGUGUAUAUUAUAGUAGCCUGCAUCUUCAUGAGGAUAUCUUGCGGCACCCCACCUUUAGCCUCUGUGUGUGUUAGUUAGGAGCUCUGGUGAUAAACCAUUAAAUAUGGCAACGUUGACGCUCAAUUCACAUUGUUAUCGACCUUCAAAAAUCAGAUCGCAGAUAUAUAUAAAGCUGAAGAUAAGUUGAUGUAGUUUAUCAACAUUUUGGUGUUUCAGAAAAACUGUGUCCAUCCGAAGGAUAAAAAAUGUUGGAACCGUUAUUAAGCCAACUGAACGAGAUGAGGAUAAUUCUAGCCAGUAGUUCCAAGCAAAGGAGGGCACUGCUGGGCAGUACGAAUCUCAAAUUUGAAGUAGUCCCAUCAGACUACGAGGAAAAUCUCGAUCCUAAACAACACACAUUCUCAGAAUUUGUAGAAAAAACUGCGAUUGGAAAACUGAACGAUGUGUAUGACCGUUUAAAAAACGAUGUGAAGAAACCCGAUGUUGUUAUUGGUGUUGAUACAAUGGUGGCUUAUAAUGGGCGAAUGUAUGGAAAGCCAAAGGACAAAGAAGAUGCCAUCCGCAUAAUUAGAGAUCUGACACAAUCAAAUCUACCGAAUUCAGUAUACACAGGAGUAGCUAUAAGGUACAAAGACAUCAUUCAUAAGUUUACAGAAGUAACCAAUGUCUACAUGCAUAAGUUGGAUGAAAAUGAAAUCUUGGCCUAUGUGGAAACAGGUGAACCGAUGGGAAAAGCUGGUGGAUAUGGGAUUCAAGGAAUAGCUAGUACUUUCGUCACUAGAAUAGAUGGAGAUUGUAACAAUGUUAUUGGCUUACCUCUUUGUAGAUUAUCCUUAGAGUUGAAGCGAAUUCUCGGUAAUAGUAUGGCUUCUAAUUCAAGAUAAAAUAUAAGAUGGUAAUAUCUCUAUGUUUUUUUUGCGUAAGUUUAUCUGUAUGAUCAGUUUUCUGUGUAUUUUUACCAAAAACGUGUAUGUGUAUGUAUGUGUACUGUCGAAAAUAAAAAAUUGAAAAAUAG
Acanthoscelides obtectus is the source of this 1093-nucleotide messenger RNA. NCBI's taxonomy places the organism in Eukaryota, Metazoa, Arthropoda, Insecta, Coleoptera, Chrysomelidae. The record is from the annotation of a GenBank genome assembly.